This is a messenger RNA of Phycodurus eques (leafy seadragon), 6316 nucleotides long. RefSeq names its product CDC42 binding protein kinase beta (DMPK-like) (gene cdc42bpb). NCBI's taxonomy places the organism in Eukaryota, Metazoa, Chordata, Actinopteri, Syngnathiformes, Syngnathidae. The transcript has 37 exons. Bases 553 to 5787 code for a protein of 1744 amino acids. The record is from RefSeq and is a predicted model, not a curated record. Gene Ontology annotation, biological process: peptidyl-threonine phosphorylation; actomyosin structure organization. Gene Ontology annotation, cellular component: cytoplasm; cytoskeleton. Gene Ontology annotation, molecular function: protein serine/threonine kinase activity; ATP binding.
GAUUGUCUGACGUCAAGUAUUUCGAGAGCAGGCUAGAAGUGCCGGGCAUUUCCCGAUAGACGUCGCUAAUAUCCGCGCGUAAAACGUCUUUUAUUGUGAACGUAGCGGAAGUGGUUGUUCGUGAGGCGGAGGGAGGCGACCUGGAUUCGGCAGUCAUCGCCGUCUUCGCCUGGGAAGCUCGGAAAAACGCACCGUAAUCGUCCCCGGGGGUGGUCGCCCGCCGUCAACAUCAACGUCAGUCGGUGCCGGUGCCGCGAGCGAGUAGGACGCCCGCCGGCGAGCAUGGAGCGGCGGCGCAGGCGAACGUGAGGACGGGACGAGGCUCAGUGAGCGGAAAAGCGGACAUUUAAUUUGGGUCGGGAUUAAAGCCCGACGUCUGUCGGCUCGACACGGACGGUACCGGACACGCACAACAAACAAUUAAGCAAGCAAACGGGACGCUCGGGAAUGUUCCGUAGGAGCUAACGAGCUAGCGGAGUUUAGCAGCGAAGCCUUUAGCCUUUGAGUCCCAGCCAGGCCAGGCCAGGCCAGGCCAGAACCGCGACCGCGACCAUGUCGUCUGCCCAGGCGGCCCCGGUCCGCCUGAAGCGGCUCGAGGAGAUGCUGCUGGACCGGACGCCGUCGGGCUGUCUGAGCGUCGAGACCCUGCUCGACCUCCUCGUCUGCGUGCACAGCGAGUGCUCCAACUGCCCGCUCAAGAGGGAGAAGCACGUCACGGACUUCCUGGACUGGGUGAAACCCUUCACGUCGGCCGUCAAAGACCUGCGGCUGCACAGAGACGACUUUGAGAUGUUGAAGGUGAUUGGACGAGGAGCUUUUGGCGAGGUUGCCGUGGUGAAGAUGAAGCAAACAGAGAGGGUUUACGCCAUGAAGAUCCUCAACAAGUGGGAGAUGUUGAAGCGAGCCGAGACGGCGUGUUUCCGCGAGGAACGGGACGUGUUGGUGAGAGGAGACAGCCAAUGGAUCACCACGCUGCACUUUGCAUUCCAGGACGACAACUACCUCUACCUGGUGAUGGAUUACUACGUGGGUGGAGACCUGUUGACGCUGCUCAGCAAGUUUGAGGAUCGCCUGCCGGAGGACAUGGCCAAGUUCUACGUGGCCGAGAUGGUGCUCGCCGUGCACUCCGUCCACCGGCAGAACUACAUCCACAGAGACAUUAAACCUGACAAUGUGCUGCUGGACGUCAACGGUCACAUUCGCCUGGCUGAUUUUGGAUCUUGUCUGCGUAUGAUGGAGGAUGGCACGGUGCAGUCGUCGGUGGCGGUGGGCACUCCGGACUACAUCUCUCCCGAGAUUCUGCAGGCCAUGGAGGACGGGAUGGGCCGCUACGGACCCGAGUGCGACUGGUGGUCUCUGGGCGUGUGCGUGUAUGAGAUGCUGUAUGGCGAGACGCCCUUCUACGCCGAGUCUCUGGUCGAAACGUACGGCAAGAUCAUGAACCACGAGGAGCGUUUUCAGUUCCCCGCCCACGUCAGCGACGUGUCAGAUUCGGCCAAAGACUUGAUCCAAAGGCUACUGUGCUCCCGGGAGCGCCGUCUGGGUUUGAACGGGAUCUCCGACUUCCAGAAGCACCCGUUCUUCAGCGGCAUCGACUGGGACAACGUCCGCUCGGCCGAGGCGCCCUACAUCCCCGACGUGUCGUCUCCCACCGACACGUCCAACUUUGACGUGGACGACGACGUCCUGAAGAACCCGGACAUCGGUCCGCCGAUGUCGCACAGCGGUUUCACCGGGCAGCACCUCCCCUUCGUGGGCUUCACCUACACCACGGGCAGCUGCUUCUCAGAUCGCGGGCGCGGCGGCCGUGAGGAAGCGGGCGCGGCUGGCGCUGGGCGGGAGGUGGAGGCCUUCGAGAGGAGGAUCCGCAGUCUGGAACUGGAGAAGCAGGAACUCAACCGCAGACUGCAAGAGUCAGCCCAGGCCCUGCAGGCUCCGCCUUCAGGGGGAGCGGUGAGUCGAGACAAGGAGAUCAAGAAGCUGAAUGAGGAGAUCGAGCGUCUGAAGAAGAAGCUGGCAGACUCGGACAGGCUGGAGCACCAGUUGGAGGAGGCGGUCACCCUGCGGCAGGACUACGAGAGCUCCGCCUCCAAGCUGAAGAACCUGGACAAGCAGGUGAAGACGCUCAGACUGGAGAAGGACGACGUCCACAAGCAAAUGCAGGAGGCUCUGGAGCGUCUGAGGAUCCAGUCCAGAGAACUGAAGGAGGCCCAUUCCCAGAGACGCUCGGCCCUGCAGGAGUUCUCGGAGCUGUCGGAAAGGAUGGCCGAGCUGCGCUCCUCCAAGCAGCGCCUCUCUCGACAGCUUCGGGACAAAGAGGAGGAGACGGACGCCGUCCUGCAGAAGAUGGACGGCAUGAGACAGGACAUGCGCAAGACGGAGAAGAACCGGAAGGAGCUGGAGGCUCAGCUGGACGAAGUGACGGCAGAAGCGUCCAAGGAGAAGAAGCUGAAGGAGCACGGCGAAGUCUACGCCAAACAGCUGGAGGCCGAGCUCCAGCGCUUCAAGUCUCAACAGGGGCGAGGGGCGGCAGCGGGGGGGGCGGAGUUUCAGCAGGAGCUGUCUCGCCUGAAGGCGGAGCUUGACAAGAAGGUUAUGUUCUACGAGGAGGAGAUGCUGAAGAGGGACUCUGCGCACUCCUCUGAGAUGAAGAAGUUGCGUAAAGACCUGCGUGACUCCGAGAGUUUGCAGCUGGCCGUCAACAAGGAGAUCCUGCAGCUGAAGGACAAGCUGGACAAGGACAAGAGGGACAGACGAGCGGAGCUGGACGAAGCGGUCGGCGUCCUGAAGGACAAACACGAGCGAGAGAAGAACCUCCUGAUGGAAGAAAACCGAAAACUGGUGACGGAAACUGACAAGUUGUGCUCAUUUGUGGACAAGCUGACCGCCCAGAAUCGUCAGCUGGAAGACGACCUCCAGGACGUGUCGUCCAAGAAGGAGAGUGUGGCUCACUGGGAGGCUCAGAUUGCGGAGAUCAUCCAAUGGGUGAGUGACGAGAAAGAUGCUCGUGGUUACCUUCAAGCUCUGGCCACCAAGAUGACGGAGGAGUUGGAGACACUUCGCAGCUGCAACCUGGGCAGCAGAACUCUGGACCCGCUGUGGAAGGUGCGUCGCAGUCAAAAGUUGGACAUGUCGGCCCGUCUGGAGCUUCAGUCCGCUCUCGAUGCCGAGAUCCGAGCCAAACAGAUGGUCCAUCAAGAACUACGCAAGAUCAAAGCGGCCAACGUGGCGCUGGAGAGCAAGCUGAAGGAUUCCGAGGAGAGAAACAGCGAGAUGGCGUCGCAGCUUGACAGCUUGAAGAAGGAAAUGGAAGACGGCCGAUCGCGCGCAGACAAAGCGCUGAACCUUCCGGCCUUCCAGGACGCCAUCUUCGAAUACUUUAACACUUCUCCGCUGGCGCCUGACCUGACCUUCAGAACCACCGACCUGGAGGGUGCCCCCCUGAGAUCCCAAAGCACGCCGCCCUCCUCCGCCUCCGACAAUGAGGAUUUGAAGGCCUUGUCGAUUCCAGCGAGCCCCUCCCCCACCUACCAAAGUUCGUCAAUGAGCGCACUGAAGCCCAAAGCUCACCAGCUCAGCAUCAAGACCUUCUCCAGUCCCACACAGUGCACCCACUGCACGGCCCUCAUGGUGGGGCUGAUGCGGCAGGGCUACGCCUGCGAAGUUUGCUCCUUCAUCUGUCACGUGUCCUGCAAAGACCACGCCCCCCUGGUCUGCCCCAUCCCGGCGGAGCAGGCCAAGAGACCGCAGGGGGUCGACGUCCAAAGAGGCAUCGGCACCGCUUACAAAGGAUACGUCAGGAUUCCGAAGCCCAGCGGCGUGAAGAAAGGCUGGCAACGAGCCUUUGCCGUGGUCUCUGACUGUAAACUCUUUCUCUACGACGUCCCGGAGGGGAAGACCACUCAGCCCGGAGUGGUGGCUAGUCUGGUGCUGGAUCUCAGAGACGAGGAGUUUUCCGUCAGCUCCGUUUUGGCGUCGGAUGUCAUCCACGCCACCAGGAAGGACGUCCCGUGCAUCUUCCGGGUGACUUCGUCGCAGCUGAGCUCCCUGCUGUGUUCCGUGUCUCUGUUGGUUCUGGCCGAGAGCGAGGCGGAGAAGAGGAAGUGGGUGCGCAUCCUGGAAGGUCUCCAGAGCAUCGUGGCCAAGAACUCUUUGAAGAACCAGCAGGUCCACAUCCUGCAUGAGGCCUACGACGCCUCGCUGCCCAUCAUCAAGACCACGCUCUCCGGAGCCGUGCUCGACCGGGAGCGGAUCGCCCUGGGAACCGAGGACGGGCUGUUUGUGGUGGAGGUGACCCGAGACGUGAUCGUGCGAGCGGCGGACAGCAGGAAAGUUCAUCAGAUGGAGCCGAUCCCCGUCGAGAAAAUGUUUGCGCUGCUGUGCGGCCGAAAUCGCACCGUGCAUCUUCACCCGUGGGGCCUGCUGGACGGCAGCGAGGCCACUUUUGACAUCAAACUGACGGAAACCAAAGGAUGCCAGGCCCUGACCUCCGGCCUACUGCGGCCCGGCGGUCCGGCCUGCCUGCUGGCCGCCGUUAAACGGCAGGUGCUUUGCUUCGAGAUCACUCGAGCCAAACCGCACUACAAGCGGCUGUGGGAGGUGCAGGCACCGGGGACCGUGCAGUGGCUGGGGAUGGUUCGGGAGCGCCUGUGCGUGGGCUACCCUUCGGGUUUCGCGCUUCUCGCCCUCCAGGGCGAGUCGUCGCCCGUCAGCCUGGUGAGCCCGGCCGACCCGUCGCUGGCCUUCUUGGCCCAGCAGCCUCUGGACGCCCUGCACGCCCUGGAAGUGGGAUCGGGCGAAGUGCUGCUGUGCUUCAGCCAGUUGGGCGUCUUCGUGGACGGACAGGGACGCCGCUCGCGGACCCAGGAGCUGAUGUGGCCCGCCACGCCGCUAGCAUGCAGUUCGAACUCCUCCCACUUGACCGUCUACAGCGAGUACGGCGUGGACGUCUUUGAUAUCCACACGGCCGAAUGGGUGCAGACCAUCUCCCUACGCAAGAUCCGACCUCUGAAUGUCGAAGGGACCCUCAACCUGCUCACCUCAGAAGCUCCUCGCCUCAUUUACUUCAGCAACGUGUCAUCGGAAAGAGAGCUGACCAUUCCUGAGAUGUCCGACCACAGCAGGAAGUUGAUGGUUCGCACUCGCAGCAAGAGGAAGUUCCUCUUCAGAGUUCCUGAGGAAGAAAGACUUCAGCAACGGAGGGAGAUGCUCCGAGAUCCCGAGUUGAGGUCUAAGAUGAUCUCCAAUCCCACCAACUUCAACCACGUGGCUCACAUGGGACCAGGCGACGGCAUGCAGGUUCUCAUGGACCUCCCCCUGGUCGGUGAGGUGGCCCCCCCUUCCCCCUCCCCCUCCCCGUCUCCCUCCCCCUCCUCGUCCGCCUCUCGUCACACCCUCAUCUCUUCGCCCUCCAACUUUGAGCACGUGUAUCACAUGACGUCGUCGUCGGCCGGCGUCUUCUUGCUGAAAGACUCGGCCUCCUCCUCCUCCCAACAGAGCCUCCUGCAGCCUUCCUCCUCCUCCUCCUCUUCCUCUCCCUCCAUCUGCUCUCUGGGAAGGGGGGUGCUAUCUUCCUCCCAAGAGGACGCUGUCAAAGAUAAGCCCCGCCCACUGUCCAGCAUCUCCCGGCAUCAGAGGAGCAAAACACACAUGACGCGCACCGCCUCAGACUUUGGGGGAGGAGCUUCACCCGGCGGCGCUCAGGAGGCGGAGCCGGACACGGACCGAGAGGUGACACCCAACGUGGAGUCGUGUAUCGAUCUGUCCUCUGACACCUCUGCCGAUUGAUUGUUUGAUUGAUUGAUUUUUCCACACCCCCCCGGCCCCCCUUCAGCCUCACUCUGCACUCUGAGCCUUGAUACACAUGCGCGCACGCACACACGCACUGCAGCGGGGCGGGGCCAGUCAGCCAGUUGCUGAACCAAUAAGGCUGCUUUGUGCUUUUCCGUUUUAAUCUUUUAUUGUUGGGGUAUGAGUGAGCUUCCUGCUUUUUAUUUUGGUUUUAAAUCUUUUGUUGCUAGGAAACACGGCGACCUCUUUUGACCUUUGACCCGAGAAACGAGGGCGUCGAUCACUAAUUUGUACUCAUGAAAUCAUUUCCCGUUCGACUUUUGCGUACGCAAAGAACGAAAGAAACAAACACUGUAUCGAAGUUGCACAUUGUUGUCGUUUAUCCUCCCUCUUGCACCGGGUGCCGCCCCUUAACCUUUGCCCCUCCCAGGUCAGGUAAACACUACUGUUUUAAUUAUUUUCUUCCCAGAAUCAUCAGAAAAAAACAAUUUUGUAAUGAUGACAAACAAUAAAAGAAUCUACUGAC